GAAUAACAUAACCAUGUAGGGUUAGCACCUAGAUGAAUGGUCUGUUAACUCUUUACAUUUCUGCUUAUAAGCGCUUUUGCUAUAAGCACAACAACUUGCCAAGUAAAAUUCAAGUGCUUCCAUAACCCAUAAAACUCUUUUUAACUUUUCUUCUGUCAAAGGUCGCAAAAAGCCCUUCUGGUUAUCAGAAAGCACUUUUGAAAUGAGCCCCUUAAUCAUGUUACAAAUCAUAUUAGAACAAACAAGCUGAUAUUGAGUUCUUGAGUUUGGCAGGAUCAAACUGUGUUUUCGUUUAACAAUGACAGGAUUGGAAAUCUGCCAUCAAACUAUGAGUUUCGUUCUUCUUCUUUUGUUCGACCGACUACAGUAAGGGCGGUUCGGACUUAAGUGCAUAGGGCGCUGACGCUUGUUCUUUGCUCUAGCCAACUUGACUAUGUCUAGGGUCCGUAAACUAUGUUUUCGUUUACUCUAAAACAAAAACGACAGGUUUGGAAAACAUUAAUUCUGCCAAGUAUUCUUCAAAUCGCCAGUGAAGAGGAAGUUGUCUCAUAUGCACAAAUGAAACAAGAACAGAACAUCGUUCGGAAAUAUCGAAGCUAUUUACUGACAAACCAAAGGAGAAUCGAAGGCGACUGGUACACGCGAAAAACAGAUUCCCAUAAUUCUUGCCGUCUAAUUGCUCACAAGCUUCAAACACUAAAGUUAGUUUGAUUUUUACCGUCACCUUUUGUCCACAUUUCACCUGCCCUCUACCUUCUUUUAUACCAUUUCAUACUUCAAUCCUCAGUCCUCAAAAACUUCUUGAGGCCUGAGACCGAACUGAGCAUCAUCGGUUGAAAAUGGCGAAGAUGGGGCGGAAUGUCAUCAACAGAAGCCUCGAGAGUCUGUUGGACAUGGACCAAUCAGUUGCUACGAAGGUCUCUGGCCCUCCUCGACCCAUGAAGAUGAUUCCAGGCCAUGGACUUGAGUUCAAUAACCUUUCGUAUAGUGUAAUGAAGAAGCUGAAAAAAGACGGGGUUUGGAUCGAGAAAGAAGCGUAUCUUCUCAAUGACAUCUCUGGCCAGGCAGUGAGGGGUGAGAUCAUGGCCAUCAUGGGACCUAGUGGUGCUGGGAAAUCCACAUUUCUUGAUGCCUUGGCGGGACGGAUUGCACAAGGGAGUUUGGAAGGCUCUGUUAGAAUUGAUGGAAGAACGGUUACUACAAGCUACAUGAAGAUGGUGUCGUCUUACGUGAUGCAGGACGACCAGCUCUUUCCUAUGCUGACUGUUUUCGAGACGUUCAUGUUUGCAGCUGAGGUUAGGCUUCCUCCCUCCAUUUCGAGGAAUGAAAAGAGAAAGAGAGUCUAUGAACUCCUUGAACAACUCGGCUUGCAGAGUGCAACACAUACUUACAUCGGAGAUGAAGGGAGGAGAGGAGUGUCGGGAGGAGAAAGGAGGAGGGUCUCAAUUGGAAUUGACAUCAUCCACAAACCUUCACUGCUGUUUCUUGAUGAACCAACUUCUGGUCUUGACUCCACAAGCGCUUUCAGUGUCGUGGAGAAGGUAAAGGAGAUUGCUCGAGGUGGUAGCAUCGUGAUGAUGACCAUACAUCAACCUUCAUAUCGUAUUCAAAUGCUCUUGGACCGCAUGACAAUCCUUGCAAGAGGAAGACUGAUAUAUUUGGGAAGCCCGCACGGUCUGUCUGCUCACCUUUCUGGAUUUGGAAGGCCAGUUCCGGAUGGUGAGAAUGGCGUCGAGUAUCUCCUGGAUGUGAUUAAAGAAUAUGAUGAAUCAACCGUGGGACUAGACCCGUUGGUGUUGUACCAACGUGACGGGAUCAAACCUGAUCAGGUGGGCAGAACCCCAGUUUUAAAAACACCAAGGAGAACUCCUUACAAUAAGACCCCUGCAUCCAAGCACGCAAUCAGCCUCCGUAGUCAAGCCUAUUCCAUGGGAAACAGGACACCUGGACCAGGCCAAUCUGGUCGGUUUGAUUACAAGGAUGCUGAUGAGGAUGUUGAGGAUUUUGACAACUCCCUUGAAAGGAAAUCAGUUCAUAUGACACCAAAGCAUCAUCUGAGCAGUGGUGCGUAUAACCCUCGUCUAGCGUCGCAGUUCUACAAGGACUUCCCUGUCUGGAUAUACCAUGGAGUCAAACGAACCCCUCGUCGCCCACCAUCAUGGACUCCAGUUACAACUCCAGGAACGACACCUGGACUGGCGCCACUCUCAGUCUCGGGUAUGAAGUAUCAAGUUUCAAACCAGUAUCCAACACCUCAACUCAUACUGCAGCCACCAAGACGCACUAGUACUAAUACCCCUGCACUCUUCACCCCUUCCAUUAACUCCUCCAAUGCACCUUCUUACGAAGAAUUUGAAAUAGAAGACGAGCUUGAUGAGCCUGACCUCGGGCCUAAAUAUGCAAACCCGUGGCUCCGUGAGGUUGCAGUCCUCUCGUGGCGCACAGCGCUCAAUGUGGUUCGCACUCCUGAACUCUUCCUCUCGCGUGAGAUUGUGUUGGCAGUCAUGGCACUAAUUCUGUCUUCCCUUUUCCGAAACUUGGGUGGUGAUACUUUCAAAGACAUAAACCGUCUUCUCAACUUCUACAUCUUUGCAGUCUGCCUGGUUUUCUUUUCGUCCAAUGACGCUGUCCCGACUUUCAUCCAAGAAAGGUUCAUUUUCAUCAGGGAAACUUCUCACAAUGCUUAUCGUGCUUCUUCCUACGUCAUCUCUUCCCUCAUUGUUUAUCUCCCGUUCUUUGCCAUCCAAGGUUACACAUUUGCUGCCAUUACCAAAUACAUUCUUCGCCUCAAAAGCAAUGUUUUCUACUUCUGGAUCAUCCUCUAUGCCUCACUCAUCACCACCAACGCUUACGUGAUGCUUGUGAGCGCCCUUGUGCCGAGCUACAUCACAGGGUAUGCUGUUGUGAUAGCUACCACAGCUCUUUUCUUUCUGACUUGCGGAUUUUUCUUGAAGCGCUCGAAGAUACCAGAAUACUGGAGGUGGGUGCAUUACAUCUCUGCAAUCAAGUACCCAUUUGAGGCAAUGCUAUCAAAUGAAUUCAAAGGAAUACGUUGCUACCAUGGAACGCCGGCAGAUCUUUCCCCCGGACCUCUAGGAGAUUUGAAGAUCAGUAACCUGCACUUAACAUCCCCAUUAGUGGCUAAGAACUGUGCGAUUAUCGGACAAGACGUACUCUCCACGAUGGAUAUCAGCAGAGAUAACGUCUGGUACAAUGUUUUAAUCUUGCUAGCUUGGGGUGUUCUCUACCGAAUCUUAUUCUACAUGGUCCUCAGAUUCUAUUCCAAGAACCAGAGAAAAUGAAGACUCC
This is a messenger RNA of Pyrus x bretschneideri (Chinese white pear), 3309 nucleotides long. RefSeq names its product ABC transporter G family member STR-like. The coding region runs from base 840 to 3302 and encodes 820 amino acids. The transcript is spliced from 4 exons. Gene Ontology annotation, cellular component: membrane. Gene Ontology annotation, molecular function: ATP binding; ABC-type transporter activity; ATP hydrolysis activity. The record is from RefSeq and is a predicted model, not a curated record. Lineage: Eukaryota; Viridiplantae; Streptophyta; Magnoliopsida; Rosales; Rosaceae.